GACUGCGAGUGAAAAAUUCAGGUUAAUUCCUUGUUUUCCCCAAAAAAAAAAUCCCAUCCUCAGCACCUCCAAAACCUGAUAUUCCCUAAUCCGGCCUCCCUGAUGAGAAACACAGAAAAACAACAUCGCGAUCCCGCUAAAUCGUUCAGCAGAGCGAGCCUGCGAAGUGCCAGGGAGAGAAAAGACAGAGAGAGAGAGAGAGGGAGGAAAGAAAUCGCAGGUUAUUUAUAACCAGGCAGCACCAGGGGCUCUCCAGUCUCUCCUGCAAAGCCGCGGCGCGGAGGUCACUCCCCAAAAUCCCUGGCAGAACAAUCAAUAUUUGCUCCGGGAUCUGGGGCGGGCAGCGGCGCUGCGGCUCGGGAGCGGCACCCGCCCAUGCUGCCGGUGCCACGGCACAGCCCCGAGCAGCACAGCAGGAGCGCGCCUCGGUCCCUCCAGCGCCAUGCCUUGGGCCACCACCGUGCUGCUGCUGCUGGCCGCGCUCUGCGGCUGCUGCCGGGGCCAGUACAACGAGGAGGAGGACCUGGCGUGGCUGCAGUACUACCUGCGGCAGUCCCGCGCCUCGUCCUACAACUACGUGCCCUACUACGAGGAGGAGAGCCCAGCCUACGCCUACUCCUACCCCUCGGCCACCGACAGCGAGCCCGAGCCCGAGCCCGAGCCGCAGCAAGCCGCGCCCUGGAGGUGUCCCCAGGAGUGUGACUGUCCCCCCAACUUCUCCUCGGCCAUGUACUGCGACACCCGCAACCUGCGCUACCUGCCCUUCGUGCCCUCGCGGAUGAAAUACGUUUAUUUCCAGAAUAAUCUCAUCGCCUCCAUCCAGGAGGGAGCUUUCGACAACGCCACCGAGCUGGAGUGGCUGGCGCUGCACAACAACCAGAUCGGCAGCGAGAGGAUGGGGAAGAGGGUUUUUGGGAAGCUGCGGCGCUUGGAGAGGCUCUACAUGAACAACAACAACCUGACGCGGCUGCCCAGCCCGCUGCCGCGCUCGCUGCGGGAGCUGCACCUCUCCUACAACCACAUCUCCAAGGUGCCUCCCAACGCGCUGGAGGGGCUGGAGAACCUCACGGCGCUCUACCUCAGCCACAACUUCAUCUUCGAGAUGGGAGCGUCCCUCAAGGGGCUCAGCUCGCUGAUCCUGGCCGAUCUGAGCUACAACAACCUCAGGAGGGUUCCCGACGGGCUGCCGGCCUCGCUGGAGCAGCUCUACCUGGAGUACAACUACAUCAACGCCGUCCCCGACCAUUAUUUCCAGGUGUCGCCCCGGCUGUUGUACGUCAGGAUGUCCCACAACAGCCUGACCAACCAAGGGCUCUCCAGCAACACCUUCAACAGCAGCAGCAUCCUGGAGCUCGACCUGUCCUACAACCGGCUGCAGAAAAUCCCGCGGGUCAACACCAACCUGGAGAACCUGUACCUGCAGGGGAACCAGAUCAACGAGUUCUCCAUCAGCAGUUUCUGCUCCGUGGUGGAUGUCAUGAACUACUCGCGCCUCCAGGUGCUGCGGCUCGACGGCAACGAGAUCAAGCGGAACGCGGUGCCCCCGGACGCGCCGCUGUGCCUGCGCCGGGCCACGGUCAUCGAGAUCUGAGCCCGCCCGCCACCCUCAGGACUUGUGUCCCCCGUUCCCAGGGAUUCCCUCAUCCCCGCUUUUCCAUCCGCCUCGGCUUCGCAGCAGCGCGAUUUUCCGGUUUUCCCGAAAUUUUCCUAUUUUUUUUAAAUUUUUUUUCCAGGCAGAUCUCAGCUCUGGUCGCUCUCUGAGCCCCCGUCCCACAAAGUGUUGUGCUCGCUGUCACCUCCUGUCCCGGAUUGGGGCACAGCAGGGAUGGGGCUCAUCCCACCCAAUUCCAAUCCCGACCCCAAAACCCAUCCCAAAAUCAGAUCCGGGCCAGCAAUCCCCGGAAGGAUCAUCCAAGGGGUUGGGAGCUGCAGGAGUGAAAGGGUUAAAGGUCUCCAAGCUGGAGGAUUCCUCAGUUUGGGAUGAGGAAGAGCAAAUCCAUCAUUUCCCUUCAUUUUUCUCCCUUUUCCAUCAACUUGCUCCAGAAUUCAGGGUGAGAAAUCCUAAAGGAGAAAAACCCUAAAGGGGAAAAACCCUAAAGGAGAAAAAUCCUAAGGGAGAGAAACCCUAAAGGAGAAAAACCCUAAAGGGGGAAAACCCUAAAGGAGAAAAAUCCUAAAGGAGAGAAACCCUAAAGGAUAAAAAACCUAAAGGAGAGAAACCCUAAAGGAGAAAAAACCCUAAAGGAGAGAAACCCUAAAGGAGAGAAACCCUAAAGGAGAAAAACCCUAAAGGAGAGAAACCCUAAAGGAGAGAAACCCACCCUGGGGUCAGAGGGAUGUGGAGGGAUCCCAAAUCUUCCCCCCAAACCCCUGGAUCAGGGCAGGACGGGGAAAAUCAAUCCCAGCCCCCCGGGAUAUCCCAAUUAAAACCCCAAAAAGAACCACAGAACCACCUUGGAACCCCCUAAAAACCCCAAAUUCCCCAACUCCGGCUGAGUUUGAGGAGAGAAGGAGCAGCUGAGCUUUGGGGGUCACCCGGACCCUCCGCGUUCUUCCUGCAUGCAAAAAACGUUUAAAAAAAACCCAAAAAUCCCAUAAUUUCACCAGCAUGAACUGUAAACCCCAAACCCAUCAAUAAAACCCUUCCAGUAGCUGCA
Oenanthe melanoleuca is the source of this 2657-nucleotide messenger RNA. RefSeq names its product fibromodulin (gene FMOD). The coding region runs from base 443 to 1591 and encodes 382 amino acids. The record is from RefSeq and is a predicted model, not a curated record. Gene Ontology annotation, molecular function: protein binding. The transcript is spliced from 3 exons. NCBI's taxonomy places the organism in Eukaryota, Metazoa, Chordata, Aves, Passeriformes, Muscicapidae.